This is a messenger RNA of Histoplasma mississippiense, 1800 nucleotides long. RefSeq lists its product as hypothetical. The transcript has 3 exons. The record is from RefSeq and is a predicted model, not a curated record. Gene Ontology annotation, cellular component: nucleus. NCBI's taxonomy places the organism in Eukaryota, Fungi, Ascomycota, Eurotiomycetes, Onygenales, Ajellomycetaceae. Bases 1 to 1800 code for a protein of 599 amino acids.
AUGGAGGGCCCAACCCCCCCCAUCAAUAUCGUGUCCCGGAACACAUCCGUCUCCCCACCAGGCCACCAGGCUUCGAAUCUGACCUCUGCCCUCCAACGAGCUUCAACGGCAGACAGGCCGGCUGGUGCCGCGAAUUCCAAUGUUCCCAGUUCCAUCGUGUACAAAGCAAAUGCCGUUCGCAAGGACUCGAUUGGCGCAAGCAUGACGCAGUGGGGGAACGGCACGAAGCCAAUCACAGUGACUGGCUCCAACAGGGAUAAGCAGCGUCGCGAGAGUUUAGCAGGUAGUUUGGUUGGAGGCAUGAGCUGGGGAGGUGUGUCCGUUGGCAGUUGGAUUCGAGAUGACAUCCUUAUGACCGGAACUUCUCCCUUCACACUACAGUCUCCUUCGUAUCAUUCGUCGUCGUACCUCCCAAAACUUGAAGCUAACUUCAUGCGAGAUUUUUCUUGCUGCGGCGUUACAUUACCAUCCCUGCACGACUUACUGCAACAUUAUGAAGAGGCACAUGCGCAAAAGUCACCACAACCACCACAAUCUACUACCCAGACAGGCCAAAUUUCUAUGAGUGACAACCGAUCUGGCGUUCCUGGCAGUGUGCGAAAUCAAGGUCAACAGAGCCAGCAAUCAGAUACCGGCGCUGGUGGUAAUCAAAAUCGAGGCGUAUCAUCCCCGCGAUCGAACCAAAAUCAGCAAACCGCAAACCAUAUGGCUUCGCCAGCGCCACAACAUCCUCAGACACAACACGGCGGCUUCGGAGCUCAAAGUGACCUUUCUGAUCUUGACACAGUUGAGGAUAUGGAGAUGGACGACCCUUUGGCAGAAAAUAAUUUCCAAAAUUCACGGCCCCGAGGCGGUCCCAUACAGGGAAGAUUUGGACAGCAGAAUCAAGGAAGUCUAACGCCACUCAACCUAAGUAUGCUUCAGGGACAUCAAGGCUUACGGAAUUCCCAGCCAGGCACUCCAGUAACGCCUGGGCGCCCACUCCAAAACAAUCCAACUGUAUCGUCUGUUAAUACCCCUACCCUCGUCACACAUCAACUACAACAGCAGCAACAAAAUUCUGGGUACCGUGGUACGCCAGAUUCAUCUGCGCCAGGGACUCCUGCUGAACUUGACGAGUCGAUCAUUGGAGAAUUCGGCGACAUGUCAAUGAUGCAAAAUAAUGCGCUAACGGGAGCCCAAGGGCAAUUUUCCGGACUUGGCGGCGGAAAUGAUAUGUUAAAUCUGUUUAUCGACGAGCCAGCCAAGAGAUUGUUUAGUCCGACUGGCGGGUUCAGUCAACAACAAAGUAUGCUCAACAGGCUAGGAAAUCAGCCGUACGGACCCAACAGCCAAAUAGCGCAACGGAUUCGAGAACAGCAACUUCGUGCAGGUGUACCAGACACGACGCUUGGGUUGCUACCGAACGAAGAACCUAAACCAUUUAGAUGCCCAGUCAUAGGCUGCGAGAAAGCAUAUAAAAACCAGAACGGCUUAAAAUACCACAAGGCGCACGGCCACAACAACCAACAGCUCCACGAUAACGCUGAUGGUACCUUCUCAAUCGUCAACCCAGAAACCUGUACUCCUUAUCCAGGAACGCUGGGCAUGGAAAAGGAGAAGCCAUUCCGCUGCGAAGUCUGCGGUAAACGAUAUAAGAACCUCAAUGGCCUAAAGUACCACAGAUCGCAUUCACCCCUUUGCAACCCAGAACUCCAACUCGCUGCUGGCCGAAACCUUGGUGUGGGCGGGGUUAUGCAAGGGCAAAAUAUUAAUGUCGCUGGAGCUGGCCUCCCUGGGAUUGGCGAAGAGGGGCUGUGA